Messenger RNA from Ailuropoda melanoleuca (giant panda), 2500 nucleotides. It is a transcript of the gene GPRC5B, whose product is annotated as G protein-coupled receptor class C group 5 member B. The transcript has 4 exons. Gene Ontology annotation, cellular component: intracellular membrane-bounded organelle; extracellular exosome; signaling receptor complex. The record is from RefSeq and is a predicted model, not a curated record. Lineage: Eukaryota; Metazoa; Chordata; Mammalia; Carnivora; Ursidae. Gene Ontology annotation, molecular function: G protein-coupled receptor activity; protein kinase activator activity; protein kinase binding. Gene Ontology annotation, biological process: G protein-coupled receptor signaling pathway. Bases 16 to 1221 code for a protein of 401 amino acids.
ACUACAGUGUAGAGAAUGGACAAGCCCCAGCUCUCAGGGCACUGCCCAGAGAGAAAGAUGAAAACCCACCAGGUGCUCGCCUUCCUCCUGCUCUCCGUCAUCGCCUCCGGGGCUUCUGAGAACGCCAGCACAUCCCGGGGCUGCGGACUGGAUCUCCUCCCUCAGUACGUGUCCCUGUGUGACCUGGACACCAUCUGGGGCAUCGUGGUGGAGGCGGUGGCUGGGGCGGGCGCCCUGAUCACGCUGCUCCUGAUGCUUAUACUGCUGGUCCGGCUGCCAUUUAUCAAGGACAAGGAGAAAAAGGACCCCGUGGGCCUCCACUUCCUCUUCCUUCUGGGGACCCUGGGCCUCUUCGGGCUGACGUUCGCCUUCAUCAUCCGGGAGGACGAGACGAUCUGCUCCGUCCGCCGGUUCCUCUGGGGCGUCCUCUUCGCGCUCUGCUUCUCCUGCCUGCUGAGCCAGGCGUGGCGCGUGCGGAGGCUGGUGCGCCACGGCAAGAGCCCUUCGGGCUGGCAGCUGGUGGGCGUGACACUGUGCCUGAUGCUCGUGCAGGUCAUCAUCGCCAUCGAGUGGCUGGUGCUGACCGUGCUGCGCGACGCCAAGCCGGCCUGCGCCUACGAGCCCAUGGACUUCGUAAUGGCCCUCAUCUACGACAUGGUACUGCUGGUGGCCGCCCUGGGGCUGGCGCUGUUCACGCUGUGUGGCAAGUUCAAGAAGUGGAAGCAGAACGGGGCCUGCAUCCUGGUCACAGCCUUCCUCUCCGUGCUCAUCUGGGUGGCCUGGAUGACCAUGUACCUCUUCGGCAACGCCGAGCUGCGGCAGGGAGACGCCUGGGGCGACCCCACCUUGGCCAUCACCCUGGUAGCCAGCGGCUGGGUCUUCGUCAUCUUCCACGCCAUCCCGGAAAUCCACUGCACCAUUCUGCCAGCCCCGCAGGAAAACACGCCCAACUACUUCGACACCUCGCAGCCCAGGAUGCGGGAGACGGCGUUUGAGGAGGACGUGCAGCUGCCGCGCACCUACAUGGAGAACAAGGCCUUCUCGAUGGAUGAACACAAUGCAGCUCUCCGAACAGCAGGAUUUCGCAAUGGCAGCUUGGGAAACAGACCGAGCGCUCCGUUUAGAAGCAAUGUGUAUCAGCCCACUGAGAUGGCCGUUGUGCUCAAUGGAGGGACUAUCCCAACUGCUCCGCCAAGUUACACUGGAAGACACCUCUGGUGAAAGACUUUAAGUUCCAGAGAAUAAGAAUCUCUCUUACCGAUUUUAUUCCCUGGCUGUGUCUUUCUUGAGGGAGAAAUCGGUAACAGUAGCCGAACAAGGCUGCCUCACAGCCAGGAGAUCUAGAAAUCCUACACAAGGGGAUUUCGUGUAAAUGUGAACACUGCUGAACCGAAAAGCUAACACCGACUGCCCUCCCGUCCCCUGCCACACACACACACACACACACACACACACACACACACACACACGUAAUACCAAACCAACCUCAAUCCCUGCAAACUAAAGCAAAGCUAAUUGCAAAUAGUAUUAGGCUCGAAAAUGUGGCUGGGAAGACUGUUUCAUCCUCUGGAGGUAGAACAGAACCAAAUUCACAGCCGGUGGGCCAGGCUGGUGUUGGUUGACUGUGGAGGUCCCCACACCAUCACCCCUCCCCAGCAAGUGCUGGACCCCAGGUGGCCUUUUGGAGAUGACUGUUUCAUUGAGAGGACUAAUGGGGACUUUUCCACCAGCUUGCCUGUUGGUUUGCACAUUUCAGGGGGGGUCAGGAGCAGUUAAGGAGUUGUGGGUGAGAUUCCAAGGUGAGGCCCAGCUGAAUCACGGGGAUGAGCUUUACAGCCAGUAGUGGGGGAGGGACCAGGGCAUGUGCCAAUGAAGAGAAGGCUAUCUGGGAGUUGAAGUGACCAUCACAUUUAGAAAGUGAUGACCCACCACUGUUCCCUCUGUGGGCCUCCUGCUGCAGGUCUACGGCAGAAAAGCAAGCCCCCUCUCCCUCCUUUGUGGAGCCAUAGCGAUAUUCUGCCUGGGGCAGCAGUCUCUUUCCCUUGAUGAGCUCUCCCUCGUCCUGCACUUGCCAGUGCACCCCCCCCCAAGCCCUUUCCCAGUUUUAUUUCCAUGUUCAUUUUAAAAGCUCAGAUGGGCCAUCAGCUGACAGCCUCCCCCCAGGGUGGCAGGCCAGAAGGCAGGUGCCACAGCAGAUUUUCCGUGAUGAUGGCACAUGGCAGGGCAUCCCAGGGGAGAGAUGACACUCCGCUGCCUAUGCAGUGAGUUCUCAGGUGUUAGGUGUUGACGGAGUGCAAGUGCCAGGGACGGGUGGAGCACUCGAGGGGUUCUUGCUGCUUUUGGAGGGUAUGUGGGACGUGUUUUGACUUGGUUUUCUGUAAGUUCCAUGAAAAUGAUUCUCUUCAAAGCCCAUUGUUUCUGUCAUGGUUUCCAUCUGUCCUAAGCAAGUCAUUCCUUUGUUAUUUGGCAUUUCGAACAUCUCGGCCAUUAAAAGCCCCAU